UGACACCAACAACGACACCACCAACAACAAAGACAACAAAAAUACCACCAACAACUAAAGCAACAACACCACCAAUGACGAUGACGGCAUCUAUACCUUCGUCAACUGAGUUGAGCUCAUCAACCACAUCAUCUCAAACUGAGAUCAUCACUACGGCCAUUUCUGCAUCUUCAUCACCACCAUCAUCGUCCACAGCAACAUCAAACGCCACGGAUACGAACGUCACCCACACAACCGUUCAAGUAACCAACUCCACCGACCAAUCGACAACCACCGAUACCGACACCAGCAGCAGCUUCUCUACCCCCACUGCUGGUUCCACAACCAGUAAAAAGGCCUCAGAACCACCAACGUCCACYGAAGCCCCGACCACCAGGCCUGAUGCUGCCUCUUCCGGCAGCCCUACGUCCACCGAAGCCCCCGGCAGCAGUCCGCCGCCGGAUCAGGAGGAGCAGCAGUCAAAGGCGCUGAGCCCAGGAAGCGUCGUCGUUAUCGUGGCUGUUUUCCUGCUGCUGGUUCUGCUGGUGCUGGGAGGAUUGUACCAGCACAAGAUCAGACGGACGUCGUACGGCCCCCUGCUGGACAGCCAUGAACACGGCUCUUUGGGAAACUUCACCAACCCCAUGUACGACCCCUGAUGACCCCUGAUGACCCCUCACACAUCUACAAUCCUGCACUCUGAGCCGUUUGUAAACGUCUCUGCUUUAGAAACACUGGCUAAAUGGUGUUUUUUGUGUGUUUUUGGAGUUCAGAACAACAUUUUUAAUGUUUUUUGCACUGAAAGUUGAAGUAGGAAUUUAUUAAAAGGCCAAAAAUAACAUAAAAAAACAACAAUUUAACUAUUUUUAGCAGGGAAUUUAUAUUGUUUUUACAUAAAUAUUGUCAAUUUUCCUUGCAGCUACAUGAGUUACUUUAAAUAAAACUGAGAUAAAAAGAAACAAACUAAAAAACUAAUUAGUUAAAUUCAGUUUUUAGUGACAGUAUUUAUUAUUCAACAAAUUGUGUUUAACAAUGGUGAAUGUUUUACAAUCAAACUAAGAAUUUCUGUUUCAUAUAUUAUUAUUUGCAUUGUUGUGAAAAAUUAAAUAGACAAAUUCAUGUUUAAGUUAAUUAUAAUUCUGUGUUUCUGUUUAUUU
Poecilia reticulata (guppy) is the source of this 1136-nucleotide messenger RNA. The record is from RefSeq and is a predicted model, not a curated record. NCBI's taxonomy places the organism in Eukaryota, Metazoa, Chordata, Actinopteri, Cyprinodontiformes, Poeciliidae.